AAUGGGAAAGAAAAAAGAUAUAAAAAAGAAGUCUAAAAAAACACGUGUGAAAUCAAAAGUAGUUAAACCAAAACUGCCUUUACCACCUCCACCACCACCUCCAUCACCACCACCAUCACAAGGUGAGUUCAUAUGGAUUCAUAUUGGACAAACUGGUGUUCAAGUAGGAUUAGCAUGCUGGGAAUUGUUUUGUCUUGAACAUGGAAUCAAUCUAGAUGGAACAGUUAGAGAACUAACUACAAAUUCUACAUCAAUGUUUUCUUUAUCCCAAGAAAAUUCCUAUGUACCUAGGGCUUUGAUUGUAGACACUGAACCUUCAGUUAUAGAUGUUUUGAAACGUGAACGUUUCCAAAAGUUGUUUUCUGAUGAGAAUAUGAUAUCUGGGAAAGAAAGUGCAGCGAGUAACUAUGCUGUUGGUUUUUAUGGAGUUGGCAAGAUACUUGCAUCAAAAGUUAUGGAUCAACUGGCGCGUUUAGCAGAAGAUUGUAACUCAUUACAGGGUAUUGCUGUAAUUAGAUCAAUAAGUGGUGGUACUGGCUCUGGAAUGGGUUCAAGGAUCAUUGAAACUAUUAAAAACACAUAUCCCAACAAAACAAUUAUUGACUUAAACAUUUGCUCUUCAUCAGAGUUUUCAAAUAUUAUUGUGGAACCAUAUAACACUGCCUUAGCAACUCAUCAUGUCUUAGAUUUAGUCAAUUGUUCUUUACUCUUUGAUAACAAGUCAAUCUAUGAUAUAUGUGGUUCUAAAUUAGAUGUACUUACACCUACUUAUACAAACAUAAAUAGUAUUGUAGCACUAGUUACAUCAGGAAUUACUUCAUCACUCCGUUUUGAGGGUUCAAUGACAAGUAAUAUUUCUAAGUUGUUAAGCGAUCUAAUACCUCAGCCCCGAUUGCAUUUUCCAUUAAUUUCAUAUGCUCCCAUCACAAACUGUGUCGGAAGUAUUUCAUCAUCUUGUACACAAUCAGCUGUAAUGAGCUUUGACAGUGAUUAUCAAAUGAUCAAAAUUGAUCCUACACUAGGCAAAUAUUUGUCAAUCUGUAUGAUGUUCCGGGGGAAUUUAAGACCAACUAACAUCAAUACAACCAUUGCUUUUCUUCAAAGAGAUCAUUCUAUUCCUGUGACACCGAAUCUGAACUCUCCACUGUUCAAGUUUGGGCUAUGCAAUCUACUUCCUAUUACUGUGCCAGAUAGUGGAAUAUUGGCGGCCUCUACAGCAACAACAACAUUGUGUAACAAUACAGUUAUUAAGCAGUAUUGGAUGAACACAAUGAAGAAUUAUAGUAAAUUGUUGACCAAAAGAGUAUUUUUACAUCAUUAUACGGUAGAGGGCAUGGAUGAAGCAACUUUUGAUAUAACCAAUGGAAAUAUUUUAAAAUUAAUAGCAGAAUAUGAAGAAAUUGAAAAUUCUCAAUAUUUGAAUAAAGUUGCUUUGUAA
Melanaphis sacchari is the source of this 1438-nucleotide messenger RNA. RefSeq names its product tubulin alpha-2 chain-like. Gene Ontology annotation, cellular component: cytoplasm; microtubule. The transcript is spliced from 6 exons. Gene Ontology annotation, molecular function: structural constituent of cytoskeleton; GTP binding. Lineage: Eukaryota; Metazoa; Arthropoda; Insecta; Hemiptera; Aphididae. The record is from RefSeq and is a predicted model, not a curated record. Gene Ontology annotation, biological process: mitotic cell cycle; microtubule cytoskeleton organization. Bases 2 to 1438 code for a protein of 478 amino acids.